Molecule: messenger RNA, 2735 nt
Organism: Exaiptasia diaphana
Lineage: Eukaryota; Metazoa; Cnidaria; Anthozoa; Actiniaria; Aiptasiidae
Exons: 11
Coding region: 111-2483 (790 amino acids)
Molecular function (GO): mRNA binding; zinc ion binding
Source: RefSeq, a predicted model, not a curated record
AAAAAAGAUUCUGGAAUCCGUCAACGCGGGCUCCCUGUGAUUGCACCACGAUUCGAAACGGUCCCCAAAUAUAUAGGGCCCCACGGUGCGUGACUGAGACCCCAUUAGCAAUGGCGGACGAAAACGAUUUGGAGGUGAGCUCAGAGUCUAUUCCUCCAGGAGCUCCUCCAGAAAAGAAAACGAACUCCAAAAAAACUAAACCCGUGUGUCGGUUUUAUGCAAAGAGUGGUGUCUGCAAAUAUAAAGAAAAUUGUCGUUUCUCUCACGCAAAAUCAGCUGAUAUCGAUACCACGAGUUCACAAGAAAACAAUGACAAAGUGACSGAAUUGCCUGAAGAAAAUGAACAACAGAAAUCUGAAAGCAACUCUAUCACAAAAAAGAAACGAUGCAGAUAUUUCAAUACAAAGAAAGGCUGCUCCAAAGGAGAUGCAUGUCCAUUUGCGCACAAAGAGAAAAMGGAAAAUAAUCAGAAAGAAGAUAAACUUAUUAGCAAAAACAUCGCAGGUAAAACUAAAGAAACAGACGAGUCUAAAACAGCAAUUUCAACCACAGGAAACAAGGAUGCAGCAGACACGAAACCAAUGACUCCCAACAAGGAAAAGACUAGUUCCUCAAAAUCAAAGCCAAACAUUUCUACCUCACAAAAUAAGAAGGAAUCAGAAAAGAAAACUGAGUCAAAGACAGUCGUUUCAACUACUGCAAUGUUGUCUGCAUUAGAUGAUGAUCAAUUAGARAAACUUAGAACAAGGGAGAUUGAGCAGCUUUUGCGACGUUUUGGCAAAAAGAAAGCAACRGAGAUGCCUUGUAGUGAUGGUACAAUGUACUCUGUUCUCUUCGCACCAUCAGACCCUGACUGGCCUUUUGAUAUUGAAAACAUUGUUCUUGAAGUGACCUUUCCACGUGAAUACCCUAAAAAGAUGUUUGAUGCUGCKUUGUCUCAAGAUCAGUCAUUGCCCUCUGAUCUGAUAAGCUUCGUAAAUCAAGGAAUAUUGAAAUGGACUCAACAGCAACAACAAAUCAGAGAUAAGAAAGAUUCUGCUGACCUUCCAUUUAGACCAUUUUUACGUUGGUUAGAUAGAAAUAUAGAAAAAUUAUUCAUUGAUGCUGCAAAACAGAUGAAAGAGCAAGAAGAACAUGAAGAUGAGAAUACUGAAAGUGAUUCUUCAGAAGACGCAGCUCAAGGACCUUGUUCUUCAUCAGUAGAAACCUAUGAACCAAACCAAAGAACAAACUACAAUGUAGAAAAUGUGUAUACUAAGCCAAGACAUGAUUAUCAACAUCAACAACAAGCACCACAAAGUCAUAGCUACCAUGAUGCUAACCCAGACAAAAUUGAUAUUUUAUUAUCUGAUCUUUUAACAUUCAAGAGCCAACCACCCAAAAAUAAAGUGGCUGGCGACAGUAAAUCUCAUCACCAUGGAGACACCAUAGAUAUGUCAAAAAAGGAACAUAUUGUCUUUGUUGAAAGGGAGCCUAAUGACUCAUCAACCAAUCAAAUGAGUUAUAGUGCCUGUGGUGAUGUAAUGCAGCUGGAAAGUACUGGUACAAUUAACUGGGCUGAYACUAUGACUAACGUUGAAACAGAGCAGAGUAGUGAGGGGGYUGGACAACAGCCAAAACCCAGGGGGACUGAGAUUAGAUUCAAAGGCCUUGAGUUGUAUGAAAAUACAAGUACACUAAGGACAGAUACUGUUGUACUGACAGUGGAKUGUGCGAAAUGUAAAACAAAGACAGAUGUUAAAACCGAUAAGUUGAGGCCAGCAGCAAUCAGAUGUGAAAAGUGUACAAAUAUAAUUAAAGUUGGUUUCAGACCAUUUAUGAUCCAUCAAUAUUCUACAUCAACUCUGGGAUAUCUUGAUUUGCAUGGAUGUCAUCCAUUUGAUUUAGUCAUUGCCGAUUCUUCUCUYAUAGCUGGAUGCCUUGGAUGCAGCCAUGAAACACCAAUAAAGGGACCUCAGUAUGGAUCAAACCAAGUCUGGUGCAGCAAAUGUCAUCAAAAACUGCAAUUCAAAAUUGAAUCCACAAGAUUCUUCCAACUCAUGCCUACUUCGUCUGUCCCAGGCGAUAGUAAUGUUCCAAUGCCUAAAAGAAAACCUAAAGCCCCAGGACUGCGAGAAGGCUUUCCAUUACCAGAAAAUGGGACCUGCAAACACUAUAAAAAGAGUUUCMGAUGGCUGAGAUUUCCAUGCUGUGGAAAGUGUUAUCCUUGUGACGUUUGCCAUGAUGAGGUAGAAUCACAUGAAAUGAAAUAUGCCACAAGAAUGGUGUGUGGAUUCUGCUCCAAAGAACAGCCCUUUACACAGGGGUCAUGCUCAGCUUGUAACUCCUCCAUUACCAAGGCAAAAUCCUCCCACUGGGAGGGUGGGAAAGGAUGUCGAAACAAGACUGUAAUGAGCAAAGGUGAUGAUAAAAAGUAUAAGAACACUUCAAAGACAACUUCACGAAAAUCCCAGGCAAAGGCAAAUCCUGGAAAAUCAAAGUGAACAUUGGUAGGAUUGUAUAUAGCUUUGUUAUACAUAGGAACACAAAAACAUUGAGACUGGUACUCUAACUGGACUAACUGGUAUGGUAACACCAUAGAGUGCAUGAUAAUUACAAUCCAAUAUUAUUAUUGGAUGGUUGUGACUUGUUAUAUCAAGAAACAUUAAGUCAAGUAGAUUUGAACAAUGUUUUAAUUAGAUUUUGAUAUAUUACAUUGUCUACAAUUAAAAAUGCCCUAUAAUUUGAUCAAGCAA